AUGGAAGUGGUGGCGGUGGUUUCUAUCUGCUGGACAGCGUGGUUAGUCAUCCUAACUCUCGCACCAAACCAGACUGCCAAUUACCUGAUGAACACAACCGACUACGAUAACGGACAAUUCUGGCUCAUUUCAGAGGAGCUAUCCGUCUUACAAGUGCUUAGUGUUGCUGGGCUCUUGAUCAUACUCGUCCUGUACAUUAUCGUGCUGCUCAAGAUGGUGGUUUGGAGAGAAUACCACCACGUAGAGGGGUCACUGCUAGACCGAAUACUGGAACGGUGUGUACCAAAUAAAGCUCAAUCCGAUAACUGGUCGAAGCUGGACUUCGUACACAGAGUUUACAGGCUGAUUUGGGAGCUCUAUUUGUUCCUGAAAGAACUCACCAGUUUUCGAGGGAAGCACCGCAAAUUGUGGAACUUGUGCCUGAAGGCGUGCGACCUGACAAUGCAAUCUUUAAUGCUGUGCGACCUCCUGGAAGCUGGCACACCAGUCGGACUCACCUUUGGGUUUGCAGUAUUCACAGCAUUGAACUCGUUAUUAUGCGCCAUCGAGAUCAUCAACCACAGAUUCACUGCGUUUGCUGAAAUCCUCAUUGACUCGCUAUUUGAUCUUUGUGCAGCUGUACUCUUCCCCAUCGUGGUUCUCUUCUUCAGCGCCAAGAAUUUUGACUUUGAUCGAGCUGUAUUCCACAUCAACAUGGAGCUACUACCCGUUGGAAGUUUCGAAAGACGAGCAAGAAUGUUUGCUAACCCCACCGAGAUCGAACUCUUCCGCGUUUCUUUCAAUUCGCUUCGAAUUCGCACAGUGUCGGAUUAUUUCUUACGUAUUGGGAUGAAUCUUGGGUUUUCACAUCGCUUCAAGCGAGUGGUGGAAGUGCUGAUACAAAUGCAGAACCAGAGACACUCAUGUCAACGUACUGCUCCAAAAUCACUUGCCCUCCUGUAUUUGGCUUACAGUGUUGGGGUUAUGGUCGCCACACAGCGCUCUAUCUCGACGUCGCAAGCAGUUUGUUCUGCCUACCCGGAAUGCGCUGUCUUCGCAUACCGAUGGAGAGACACUGGGCUCUGUCCUUGUCUUGCUCUCAUCGACGUAAAUCGAGCGCCGAAAACGUACUUUGAGUGGACCCAGCCUGUCGAUGCUACAGAUACUGUCAAAGCCUUGGCAGCAGCAGGAACUCUGGAGACGUUUCAGCUAAUCAAUCGACAACUGUCCGUGCUGCCGAAUGAACUUCGACGGUGUCACAAUCUCAAUUACAUAUUAUUAAUCAACUGUGCCAUUGAGGAACUGCCGACAUGGGCUAAGGAAUUCCACAAGUUGCAGUAUCUGCAGAUUGAAGGCAAAGUGGGGAGUAACAAUUUAGGUAAUUUUGCUGACGACCUCUUCAGUGACAUGCCCGAGCUACGGUACCUGCAAUUGGGUCUUCACCAGAGAAUGAUCCGAUUACCAUCAUUGGAUGGUGUUCCCAACUUGUCUUGUCUGGUCCUCGCUCGCAUGAGUGAAUUUACUGCACUCCCUUCCUUCCAGCAACUUCAUCGACUUCAGAGACUCGAAUUUAGCGUCAUGAAGCACUUGUCCUGGAUUCCUGAUCUCGAAUCGGUUGGUACAAUUGUUCACUUUGCGGUGUAUCAAGGAGCGUAUUUGUGCUGCAAUGGUUUUCUCGGGACCUGCAACCUCACCAACCCGUUCUGUAGCGGUGGUUUGUGCCUCGACGACUCCUCACUGGAAGCUACACCCACAACACUGCAAGCUUUUAAAGACUUUCCGGAUAACGUCUGCCAGCCUUACUCUGGAAUCUCGCAAACCCCAACAACUGCCAUGAUUCAGAUGUGCGAUGGAGUCCCAUAUCGACAGUGUCAUUUACCUGGUCUCGAGCCCAGUACGUGGAUCGUGGGGAUGUGCUACAACCAUCGAAUGCAGGUUCUAGCCUGCAAUCCAGACCCUGCAAAGAUCCAAGUUCGUCGGCGACAGAUCCAAGAAGGAAUCGGUAUCCCAUGUGAUGUCGAAGAAGCGUGGUUAGGCUGUACUAGAAUGACUUAA
Molecule: messenger RNA, 2034 nt
Organism: Phytophthora infestans T30-4
Lineage: Eukaryota; Oomycota; Peronosporomycetes; Peronosporales; Peronosporaceae
Exons: 5
Coding region: 1-2034 (677 amino acids)
Source: RefSeq, a predicted model, not a curated record